GACUGAACUACUUAGCAUAACAUUCAAUUAUCUCAUUUAAAAUAAUGCUAUCACUUGCGUUACUGCCAUUUACCUCUCUUGCCCUUAAAACUACCUGUCUUCUACUCCUAUCUAACCUUCUCAUAUCUUUUGUCUCCUUGCCUUUCUCCAGGAACAUAAAAUUAUCAUUGUAUAGACCUUCAGUAAUGGGACCACUGGUGGAGGGUGCCAUUGCUUUAGCUGUAAUAGGUUUUAUUGUUUUUGGGUUUCAAUGGAAGCCUAAGCCAAGUAUUGGGAGCGUAAAAAACAAACAUGUUCUAAUCACUGGUGGUUCUAGUGGAAUAGGCCUCCAGAUUGCCAAAGAAGCACUGCUUCAAGAAGCCUUUGUCACCAUUGUUGCAAGGAAUCCUGCAAAACUUGAGAUUGCAGCAGAAGAACUAAGGAAGGAAGUCAAGUGUGAUGCUCGCAGGAUCAAUACAAAGGCUGCAGAUGUAAGCAAGUAUGAGAGAAUCUCAGAGGCCAUCAAGGACUCUAACCUAUGGAGGCCCAUUGAUGUUCUUAUCUGCAAUGCUGGAUUUUUGAGGAGUGCAUAUUUGGAGAACACAAUAAUAGAAGAAGUGGACUUAACUAUCCAGACAAAUUUGACUGGAACUUUAUACACUCUACAUGCUGCUCUGCCAUUGAUGAAAAAGAGAGAGGGCAGACCCCCAGCUUCCGUUGUGCUCAUGUGCUCUCUUUCCUCUUUGUUCUUGCUCUAUGGUCAUGAUGUAUAUACUGCAACAAAAUAUGCUCUGAGAGGACUGGCUGAAUCUUUGAGGCUCCAGCUGAUACCAUACAAUAUUAGAAUCAGUCUUGUGUGCCCUGGCUUUGUGGACACUCCGCUCCUGGAUCAAUGUGAAGCUGAAAUAGAGGAUGGCCAUCUUGCUCUAGUGAAACUUUUCAAUCUGUAUGAUAGAAGGAAGACAGAGGAUCCCAAGGAUGUUGCCAGGUAUACUUUGGAGGCUGUCAAGGAGGGGAGAUUUAUAACCACAGCACUCUUUCCUGGAAUGUUUCUCACUGUACUAUCCAGGGGUUUAAUGCCAGCUGAUUCCUUUCUGGGUGCUCUGAUUGAGCUUAUUUUAUAUUUCCCAUUAAGGCUUAUAAGUUUUAUUAUAGCUUCAAUUACUCCUGGAGCCGUGAGAUAUGUUCAUAACAAAUAUUACAAGUUUCCCAAACAAUGAAGAGGAAACAGUAUUUGUUUUUGUUUUGAAUUGUGUUAUUUUAGCGUAUGACCACUUUGGUGAUCAAUCAUCAGUAGGAAAGUAAUAAAUUCUUUCCAACCUAUGUGAAUUUACUAUAGCUGUCAAUUCAGGCCUAAGUUUGAUGGUAGAUGUCAACCAAGAAGUUUUUUUUUAAUGAUUGUUAUUUAUUUGAA
This is a messenger RNA of Cryptomeria japonica (Japanese cedar), 1393 nucleotides long. Its product is annotated as 3-dehydrosphinganine reductase TSC10A. Gene Ontology annotation, cellular component: endoplasmic reticulum membrane. The record is from RefSeq and is a predicted model, not a curated record. Bases 45 to 1199 code for a protein of 384 amino acids. Gene Ontology annotation, molecular function: 3-dehydrosphinganine reductase activity. Gene Ontology annotation, biological process: sphingolipid biosynthetic process. The transcript is spliced from 4 exons. NCBI's taxonomy places the organism in Eukaryota, Viridiplantae, Streptophyta, Pinopsida, Cupressales, Cupressaceae.